CGUGCUUAUUGUUCACAUCAUUUGCAAAUAAACUGAAAAAGACACGUCUGUGAAUUGAGGUUUUUAAAAGAAAGAAAUAGAAGGAGUUAAGCAAAAUAAAACUGCUAAAAUGGAAAUAAAAAUGUCUAAAAAGAAGAACGCAGACUUCUAUAAUAUAUGAAGAAGCCGAGCAUACAAUGCGUGAUAUAUCUAUGUAUUUGGAGAUAAACUUGGUAAAAGCGCGACACGCUCACCCUCUGCCCGCAUUUGCACGACAGACGCUCUUUGGAAAUAUCUUCUUGUACAUUUUACAAAACAAAUUGUCCAGAUUUGAGAAAGACAAGGCAUGUUUCCUAAGUUUUUCAGUUGGCAUUUUGAUCAGGAUAGCAACUCAUGGGAUGUAGUAUUUGGAGAAAUAGGGUCAACCUUGGACUGUUGAAGGCACAAUCCAAAGUGUCGGUAUUUUUUACAAUGAUCGUUAUUUUCACUUAUUUAUUUUACUGUCUGACAGGAUACUGCGAGACUCUGCCACGGCCAAUGUAUGAUCACCAUCCCGCGAGCAGCACCAGUAAAAAUCACAAUGGACAGAAUGGCUUUCAGGUGCAAAACAGCAUUUUGGAUGGAGCAGAUUUUGCCAAAGACACGCGGAAUUCACCAGUUGAGACCAACAGAACUUUGCAAAGUUCUGGGACGAGAGCGCUGCCUGGUUCUGACAAAUUGCAUUCUGUCCUGCAACAGAUCGGAGACGUGCAAAGGCAGAUUUCUGAUGGGGACAGGGAACAGUUGCAAGAUGCCAGCAGCAGCAUAUCUGUUUUCAAUAGCUUUGGGAGUAACAAGUUCCCGCAGGCGAUCAUCAUCGGAGUAAAGAAAGGGGGUACCCGCGCGCUGCUGGAGUUUCUUCGGAUUCACCCCGACGUCAGAGCUGUAGGUGCAGAGCCUCAUUUCUUCGACAGGUUCUAUGACAAGGGGCUGGAGUGGUACAGAAACCUGAUGCCGAGGACGCUGGAUGGCCAGAUCACCAUGGAGAAGACUCCCAGCUACUUUGUGACCAAGGAGGCGCCCAAGCGCAUCUUCAACAUGUCUCGGGAAACCAAGAUGAUUGUGGUGGUGCGCAACCCCGUGACAAGGGCCAUCUCGGACUACACCCAGACCCUGUCCAAGAGCCCAGGCCUGCCCAGUUUCCGGACGCUGGCCUUCAAGAACGCCAGCACAGGGCUGAUCGACACUUCCUGGAGUGCUGUGCGUAUUGGCAUCUACGCGAAGCACCUGGAGAACUGGCUGCAGUACUUCCCCCUGUCCCGCUUCCUGUUUGUCAGCGGAGAGAGGCUGGUUUCGCACCCUGCUGACGAGAUGGGGCGCGUCCAGGACUUCCUUGGCCUGAAGCGGGUCAUCACCGACAAACACUUCUACUUCAAUGAGACCAAAGGCUUCCCCUGCCUCAAGAAGCCCGAGGGCAGCAGUCGGCCACGCUGCCUCGGUAAGUCGAAAGGGAGGCCGCACCCACAGAUUGACCCCAAAGUGGUGCAGAGACUGCAGGAGUUCUACAGGCCCUUCAAUCUCAAGUUUUACCAAAUGACUGGACAUGACUUUGGGUGGGAUUGACUUUCCUUUCCAAUGGCACUUUGAUGGACCUUCUUUAUUGUUUUAAGAAUAAAUAAAUAAUCAAGCAUUCAUCUAAUCAAUGGCUAGCACCUACUGUUGAGCAAUGAAGCUUUCCAUGUUCUGUUUAAACUAUCUCUCUUUAUGCAAUGUGAACUUUUAUGUUACCAGUGGCAUCAACAAAAGCUACAGUAUUGUAUAAGACUACCAAGAUUUCCAGGAUUUUGUCUAGUAUUCAUAUUUGGGAAGAUAAUAAAGCAAUGCAUAGCAGGUGGCAGCUAGAACAGAACAUAUUCUUGAUGAGCAAGAUGUUAAGUGUGUUUGGGUACAUCACAAGGGGUGUAAAGGGGAUAAGUAGAGGAACUGAUUUCCACCCAGUGCAAGAAGAAUACAGUCAGGCUGUAUCCCUACAGUGUCCCUCCAUCUCAAAUAGUCCCCUGUCAUAACCAAUCAAUCAUGCACAUAACAUCUGAAAUAAGAUCAGAUAUAUUCACUGUUGAUUUGUCAUUGAUCUAUGGUUCCUGCCGCAUUAUUAUAAUUAUUAUUGUUAUUAUUAUUAGUAGUAUUAUUAUUAUGACUAUUAAU
This is a messenger RNA of Polyodon spathula (Mississippi paddlefish), 2163 nucleotides long. RefSeq names its product heparan sulfate glucosamine 3-O-sulfotransferase 6-like. The transcript has 2 exons. Bases 373 to 1581 code for a protein of 402 amino acids. Lineage: Eukaryota; Metazoa; Chordata; Actinopteri; Acipenseriformes; Polyodontidae. Gene Ontology annotation, molecular function: [heparan sulfate]-glucosamine 3-sulfotransferase activity. The record is from RefSeq and is a predicted model, not a curated record.